Camellia sinensis is the source of this 2146-nucleotide messenger RNA. RefSeq lists its product as uncharacterized. The record is from RefSeq and is a predicted model, not a curated record. NCBI's taxonomy places the organism in Eukaryota, Viridiplantae, Streptophyta, Magnoliopsida, Ericales, Theaceae.
ACGCACCGAUCAGAUUCCUAGAGAGAGAGAGAGAGAGAGAGAGAGAGAGUCCCCACAAAAACUGACGCUUAAGCAGCCUAGAAUUGGGUUCACUAAAAUCCCAAUAAUCGAUCACCAAAUAUCUACCCAGUCCCACUCUUUGCAUUUGAAAUUUUCUAAUCCAAAAAAAGUAGAUACCGCAAGUAGGGAAGGUAGAGAGAGAGUGUGUCAAGGUUCCCAAAUUUGCACAGAGACAGUUCACGAUCUGCUUACCCCAUUUCUAUUAGCUUCCCCACCCCACCAUAAGAACCCAUCGAUCAUGCCAUCAGGUGCAAAGAAGAGAAAAAGUGCCAAGAAGAAGCAGCAAAAGGAGGAGGCCAACAACAACAAAAACAACUCAGCAAUUCACUCUUUUGGAGAUGAUGAUCCGAAAGUCCAUGAUGAGAAAGAGAGCGAUGGAGGAGAGGCAGGCUCUCUUGCUUCACAGGACCACCAUAACCACAGCCAUCCAUUUACCGAGGGAGAUGAGGAAGAGAUGGAGAAUAGAGAAGACACUUUAACUGCUCGAUCAAUCGUCACUGAGAGUGAACCUGUGGUGGGAAUUAGUGGUAAUGGAAAGAGUACACCGAAUGUGGCAAUGGAUGCGAACAGUGAUAUUCAAAUUGAUCAGGAGAUGAAGCAUGUGGAUGAUUCUGACAGGAAGAAUGUUAGUAUUGAGUAUGUUGAGUCUGUGAAAGAAUCAAAUGGUGGACAGAUGUCUUUGGAUUUGGGCAAGAAUGUUAGUCUCGAGUAUGUUGAAUCUGUGAAAGAAUCAAAUAGUGGACGAGUGUCUUUGGAUGGUGGGAGCUCUAGCAGUGGCAGCAGCAGUUCAGAUGACGAGUCUCAUGUUAUUGAGAAGAACGUGGUGGUGAUAGAGUCAGGGGAAUCAAAAGCAGAUGAUCCUAAUUUGGCUGCCGAAUCUGCUGCUUUUGCUGAUUCAGUAAAGCCAGCUGAUUUGCCUGAAGUAACUCGAGCUACUGAUGGUGUUCCGGCAAUGGAUGCUUGUAAUUUGGUUGUGGGAGAGCCAAAAGAAGAGGCAUAUGAUCCUGUUGCAGCAAAUGCCCCUCCUAUUAAUUUAGUUGAGCCAUCUGAUUUUGCUGAAAUAACUCCAGUUACAGUUGGUGAUCUAGUUAUUGAGGGGACUACCUCUCUUGUAGACUCAGAGAAUGUAUCUAAAACGGUGGUUCCUGUAAAUGACAGUUUGGCCAUUGAGAAUUCUAUGCAUUCUACCAUGUUUGAAUUGGGUUUGAAGGAAAGUGGAAAAAAUGAGAGUUCAGGGGUUUCAUCAGUUGUGAUGGAUAUGGGAUCACAACCAAAGGAGGAUAAAGUGGCUUCUAAAGCAGAUGAGAAUUCUUCAGUUUCUUCCGGCACUGGAUUUGCUACACAAGAAGAUGAACAAGCUAAACCAUUGGCUUCAUCAAGCAUUCUUGCUGUUGAUCAUAGUAAUGGUGCAGGACAUGUAAAAGAUUCUGUGAUUUCGGAAUGCUCUGAUGGCCAGCCUUUGGUAGCUUCAGCUCCACGACUGGCACGAACAACUUCCUGGAUGAGUUGCUGUGGAAUUUUUGAAUUGUUUACAGGCUCCGGUAGAUAAUUUCAGAAACAUAGCAUGAAGGAGCAGAGUGAACUGAUGAAGCUAGUGAUACUUUUUUAAGGACUUGGAUUAUUGAAGUUUCUAUUCUUUCAAGUUUCUUUCCUGAAGAAUAACCGGUGAGGGACCUCACAUACAUACAAUCUCAAGGGUUUUAGUCAAUGUUAGUGUUGAAGACAGUCUUCUUCAUACUAUUUUUUGUUGAUUUUGCAGUAUGUAGUGUUUUUCCUUUUUUGUUGGUGUGCUUUAUAUCCGUUGCUGGAGUAAGUUUUAUGUUCGAUAGGGAAAUUGCACAAUGCAGAAAUUACAAGUUUCGGUUUUAGAUUCAGUGCUUUGUUUGGUCUCUUUCACCCAUUUGUUCUCCUUUCAUUGUUUGCGAUGAUUGCUCACUCUAUCUUCGACUCGUGCUUUCUUCUUUCAUUAUGUGUGCCUUGGUCUGUAAUGCAAUCAAUUGUUACAUCGAUUGAAGCUUGGAUUUGUGAUUUAGAAAUUUUAUAUUGAUUGGGAUCUUGAGAAGCAAUAAACUUUGAUUAUUGAUUU